AUGACGGACAAACAGCCAGUUCCAGCUGAAGAGGUGGGUACUUCAAUAAGUUGCUGAUUUUCCCUUGGAAAGUUAUUGUUUUUGUCAAAAACUUAUGUUAAUAAUAAAGUUUGAGGCUUAAAAAAUUAAUUUGUUUGCAGAUCCGCUCUCAUAUCAAGGAGAAGGCACCCGAAACCGAUGGAUUUUAUUUCCAACAGACCAUGUAUAGGAUCAAGGAUCCCAGAAAAUCCAUUCCAUUCUACACCAAUGUUCUGGGCAUGACGUAAGAGGCCGAUUUUGAGGAUUUAUUAUCUUUUAUGAUCUAUGUUAAUUAAAAAAUGAUGUUUUUAUCAAAUUUUGGGCUAGUGUAAUAUAUCGAAAUACCAAAAAUUUUUGCUAGAAUUUUUGAUUGAAUUCCUAUUUAUAAGGCCUCACAACUCUAUUUACAGCCUCCUGAAACAAAUGGACUUCAUUGGCGGCGAGUUCAGCUUGUUCUUCUUGGGCUACAAGGACCCCAAAGAGAUCCCUUCUGACGAUCAUGCUGCUCGGAACUUUGCUCUGUCAACUCAUUCCACCAUCGAAUUGACUCAGUAAGACUUCAUUUGACCCGUUGAAAUACUUGUUAUGCAAUUUCAGCAACUGGGGAACCGAAAAUGACCCGAAUUUCACCUAUCACAAUGGGAACAAGGACCCAAGAGGAUAUGGUAAGUGAAAUUUUAAAAAAUUUUGUUGGUUGAUCAACAAAAUCAGAGCGUUUUCUGAGGAGUAAAUGAUGUCUUGCAUCUCAGGACACAUCGGAAUCCAUGUGCCGGACGUUUACAAGGCCAGCGAGCGGUUCGAAAAAUUUGGCGUUCCGUUUGUGAAAAGGCCCGAUGAUGGCAAAAUGAAGGGUCUCGCCUUCAUCCAAGACCCUGACGGAUAUUGGAUUGAAAUCUUCAACGCUGGAAAUGUCUAA
Molecule: messenger RNA, 934 nt
Organism: Bursaphelenchus xylophilus (pine wood nematode)
Lineage: Eukaryota; Metazoa; Nematoda; Chromadorea; Rhabditida; Aphelenchoididae
Source: the annotation of a GenBank genome assembly